AUGUGUAGGCAGGAAACGCACGCUCUGCGUGCCAUACUAGCUAUCCUUCUGAGGCUUCUCAACGAUCCUCGGUCGGAACCUGUGCAAGACCGAGUUGCGAAAGGAGUGCUCAAUGUUGUAUCGGCUGUACUUCGUGGCUAUGGAGAAGCUGGCUCUGAUGCUCGUCGCACAGCGUACGCUCCCGUAGUUUGCGAAUUACUGCAAGAAUGUCUUCGUCUGCCUCCUCAUCUCCUACCCGCGCUGGGCGCCGAGUUUCCGAUGCAUUUGUGCGAACUUGUUGAGAUUGCUGAGGGACAGCCCUUGCGAUCACUUUUGGCUACAUUACUACGGCAGUUCUUAGCCAGCAAGAAUUGUGUUACAACAAAUACAAAUGCUAAACCUGUGAUCAAUGGUGUCUCUGAGUAG
Cylicostephanus goldi is the source of this 405-nucleotide messenger RNA. The record is from the annotation of a GenBank genome assembly. NCBI's taxonomy places the organism in Eukaryota, Metazoa, Nematoda, Chromadorea, Rhabditida, Strongylidae.